AUGGCUCCUGGUGUCAUCGAGACCUCCACCGAAACCCAGACCGAAGUCGCCCCCAAGACACUCAAGGUUUCCAAACCACUGCAGCCGAGCGGCGCAUUGGAGAGGUAUGAAUCUUUUGACGUGACGCCUGUGAUUGGAACCGAGUAUCCAACGCUCAAAGUCACCGAAUUACUCGAUGCACCCAAUGCAGAUGAGCUGCUCCGGGACCUCGCCAUCAAAAUUUCUCAGCGCGGUGUGGUCUUCCUGCGCGCACAAAACGAUCUAACCAACGAGCUCCAAAAAGCUCUAAUUCAACGACUAGGCGAACUCACCGGAAAGCCGGAGACCUCCAAACUCCACAUCCACCCGAUUCUCAACAGUGAGCGGGAACUCGGCGGCUCCGACCCAGAAAUCAGCACCAUCAGCUCGGUCCAGAACAAAAAGUUCUACAAGGGCUCGCAAUAUGAUUUGAGCAAGCGAAUCCAGAGCUCAGCACAAUGGCAUUCCGAUAUUGCAUUUGAGCCUGUGCCCGCUGAUUAUACAAGUUUGCGAUUGACGCAGUUGCCCAAGACGGGCGGCGAUACAUUGUGGGCCUCUGGAUAUGAAUUGUAUGACCGGCUAUCCACCCCAUAUCAACACUUCCUCGAGGGCCUCACCGCCACCUUCGCGCAACCCGGAUUUAACGAAGUGGCGGAUCGAGCAGGCUUCAGACUCUACGACAAGCCCCGCGGCGCCCCGGAAAAUGUUGGCACGGAUCUGAGUGCCAUUCACCCUGUGAUCCGCACAAAUCCGGUUACAGGCUGGAAAUCCAUUUUCCCUGUUGGUGGCCACGUCCGCCAUAUCAACGAUGUUACAAAAGAAGAAAGUGAUGCGUUGUUGAAAUGGUUUUUGAGGCUGCUGCAGGAGAAUCAUGAUUUGCAGGUUAGGUUUCGGUGGCAGAAUGAGAAUGAUCUUGCAAUCUGGGAUAAUCGGAGUGUAUUUCACUCGGCAACUUUUGAUUAUGAGGGCCAGGGCGAGCGGUUCGGGAAUAGGGCUGUGGGGUUGGGGGAGAGACCUUUCCUUGAUCCAAAUAGUAGUACAUCAAGGAGACAAGCGCUGGGGCAAGUUGAAGCAUGA
Messenger RNA from Lindgomyces ingoldianus, 1095 nucleotides. Its product is annotated as taurine catabolism dioxygenase. The coding region runs from base 1 to 1095 and encodes 364 amino acids. The transcript is spliced from 4 exons. Gene Ontology annotation, molecular function: 2-oxoglutarate-dependent dioxygenase activity. NCBI's taxonomy places the organism in Eukaryota, Fungi, Ascomycota, Dothideomycetes, Pleosporales, Lindgomycetaceae. The record is from RefSeq and is a predicted model, not a curated record. Gene Ontology annotation, cellular component: cytoplasm.